CCAUACAUACGCUCCGCAUUCGCGCACAGCAUACUCCCGUACAUGGCCACCGAGACAGCUCCCGCGGACACGCCUCCGCCCAAAUUCUCUCGAUAUCGCAGUGUGCGACGGGCGAACCACGCCCAACCGACCAACCAUGGCCAACUGCCGCCCGUGCCAGCCAUAACUUCGGCUUCUGCUGCUGCAUAUGCGAACCAACAACAACACCAAGAGGAUCUCUCUUCCGUUCCAAUGCCUCCUGUACCUCCCGUCGAAGCGCCGUCUACCGCUGCUCAAGCCCCCUUGGCUAGGAGCAUGUCACGCUACCACCGUCGUCCCACCACUUCCCACGCUCCAAAAGGUCCCCCUCUUCGCUCGGCCACUGUCCAGGUUCCACCUCUGCCCUCCGCAGCUACCACUCCUGUUGCGCCUCCCCGCUACCGCGCCUUGAGUUCUCCCCAGGCGCCGCCCCCUACAGACCAUGUGCGACCUCGCCUUCCCAGUGGCUCUCGAGUGAAAGCAGAUCCUCCACCAUCGGCCUCCAACCCUCCCCACUCGAAUUCGCGGCCCCGGACCGCUCGUGACGAGGCCAAGCAACUAAUGCAAGAUGAAGCCGAGCGCCAUCGUCGCAUGCGCGAGAAGCAGGACGCCGAGCGUCGCGAGAGAUUGCAACUCGAGCAAGCCGAGCGCGAGCGACAGGAGCAGCAGCGCAGAGAGGAAGAGGAGCAGCAAGAGCAAGCGCGUCUUUUGGCGGUCAAGGAGGCUCAGGAGGUUGCCCUCGUCCAACGACAGCAAGAAGAGAAAGAGCGUGGAAAGCGGUUGCAAAAGGUGGAGAGCGCAAAGAGAAUAAAAGAGCGGGAGGAGGCUGAGCGCAGAGCCCAGGCACAGUCCUCCCCUGAAUCUCCUCAGCGUGCAGGCAGAGGCUUUGGCAUGUUCGGUCGUAGGAAAGAUGACCACCUGGCAUCCCCUGCCAGCAGCCCGCCCGCCAUCCUUAGCAGCAGCGCUCGACUUCAACAGAACAUCGAAGAGGACAGGGAUAUGGAAAACAUCAAAGCAGGAGGGGGUGGUGCUGUCCUGGGGAUCGACGCCCCCAUCUCCGCUGUCAACGCUGGCGAUCGGCGAGUCACUAUCAUCUGCAAUAAAAAGAAGUUUCUUUUGCCCGUCACACCGGAUACAACGGCUCAAGAUUUGCUAAAGUCUGCCGCACUUUGCAUGACUGAAGCCAUCAAUCCGAGGACCGAUAUCUUCAUUGAGAAUUUCCAGAAAGUUGGCGUUCAGCGCCCCGUGCGUCUGUACGAACACGUGCGCGACAUUAUGAAUUCGUGGGACAGCGACAUGCAGAAUGACCUCGAGAUAGUCAAUGCCGCCUACCAAGGACAUGAUCGCAGUCAUCUGGUGUCCAACGAGGUGCCCGACAAAAAGCCCGAGGGGGUUGGCUGCUACCUUCAUCACUCUUCAAGGCCCGGCAAAUGGAAUAAGCGAUACAUCAGUCUUCGACCCGAUGGACAAUUAGGAUUGAUGAAAAACGAGACGUCAAAGGAUUUUGAAAACAUCUGCCAUUUGUCUGAUUUCGACAUUUAUACACCCACCAAAAAGAAACAGGGCAAGAUCAAGCCACCCAAGAAACAUUGCUAUGCGGUCAAGAGUCAGCAAAAAUCCAACAUCUUCUCAGACGAGUCUCGAUACGUUCACUUCUUUUCCACCAACGAUUCUGCCACGGCGACUAGAUUUCUGGAUGCUGUACAAGUAUGGAGGAGCUGGCAUCUCAAGCACGUCAUGGGCGAGGGACUCAAGAAACCCAAACCGGCCGAAACCAAACCGGCCAACGGCAUACUCGCCAACGCGAAAGCGCUUUCCGCUCUAGAGCAGAAUGGAACGUCGUCUCACAAUCGCAAUGCCUCUGCAGGGUCAUUUUACCAAUUGGGUUCGUUCCAGCCACUUUUUGACAUGGAUUCAUUCGGGAAAGAUCUGGGUGCAGCAGCGACCCCUACGCCCAAUACGGGUCUGCAACGGGCAGACACCAAGGCAAUGCAUGCCAGAAGAAUGUCUGUCAGAAGCAAAAAGCCACCACCCGCAGCAUUCGAACGCAGUGGUGCUCUGAUCAACGAUGUCCCCUCUCUCCCCAUCGAGCCGUCCAAGUCACUCACCGAAAGCUCGUCCACGCCAGCCGAAGAAACAUUCGCCUCCACGGGCCUCCUGGGACGAACGUAUACCACGCGCCAAAAGGCACUGCAGGAGCGGGAGCAAAAGAACUCGGGUCCCUUCACAGAAGGUCCCUCGCUCGUAGGCAACAUAGACGCCAUGGCCGCCGCCGCCGCAGCCAGCGAAAACAGUGGGGUAAAGCGACGAGCGUCAGUAAACAGCACCCACCACCGACGCACGUCGAGCGACAUCCAACGCAGCGUGUCAACACGGGCAAAGCCCAGGCCUCUGGUGGAUCUGACGCCUCAAUACCGCGAACCUCCUCAGCAUCGCAACAAAGGCAAAGGCUUUGCACCCGGGGCGAAUGCAGGUCCCCUCGUGGAAAGCGCAACGUCGGUAGAGGAAGCCAUCAAAGUGCCAUCCUCGACGGACUGGCGUGGUGGGCGGCCUGGCACUUCGCGGGGUGGAGGUGGACACGCUCAUGGCACGUACGGCACUGGCGGGCACGAGCGCACGCGAUCGCUGAAGGGUGGACUGGCUGCGUACACGGUCAACAACCACUCGGGGGCUCCCGGCGAUGACCGCAACGCCUUCACGGGGGGCGGACUUCUUGCUGCUGCGGGACUCGGGCAGAACCAUCGCCCAGUUGUCGGGCGCGGGAGGGGCGUCAUGGACGGGUCCAAGGCUAAAGGACCUAUGCUGGAUAUGAGCGAGGAUAGGCAGUUUGCGUCUGGCAGUCUGCUGGCGGAUGUGCAACGGAGACAAGGGGCUGGUGGUGGGCCAGUGGUGGAUAGGGAUGGGUAG
Molecule: messenger RNA, 2925 nt
Organism: Periconia digitata
Lineage: Eukaryota; Fungi; Ascomycota; Dothideomycetes; Pleosporales; Periconiaceae
Source: the annotation of a GenBank genome assembly